Megalopta genalis is the source of this 1834-nucleotide messenger RNA. The record is from RefSeq and is a predicted model, not a curated record. Lineage: Eukaryota; Metazoa; Arthropoda; Insecta; Hymenoptera; Halictidae.
CUUACGUCACAAACGUUCUGAAAGUGUAAAUUCGAUAUUCCGUACUUGUCAAAUUGGUCUAUGAUGGCUGGGAUUAAAGUACUUUUGGCAUUCGCUGGAUCUAUUGGUAUGACACUUGUCAUACUUGGCUGUGCAUUACCAACAUAUAAAGUAUGGUGGCCAUUUUUUGUUGUAUUAUUCUAUGUAUUGGCACUAGUACCAACAACAAUUGCACGUCGAUGUACAUAUUAUGCUGGAAAUUCCAAUAAUCCAUGUUUGGAAUUGGCUGUAUUUAUCACUAUGGGAUUUCUUGUAUCAUCCUUCGCUCUUCCUAUUGUAUUAUCAAGAUCUCCAGCUGAUAGUCCAACGAUUCAACCGGGUGCUUGUUACUUGAUUUUAGUAGGUAAUAUCGUUGUCUAUUUAACUCUAGUCGGAUUCUUUGUAACCUUUGAACCAGAAGACAAUGCAUACAGUACGUGGUGAAAAGUAGUACUUCAUUGUUUUAUAUUAUAGUCAAUAUGCUACUAUGUGGUGAUUAAAGUUACAAUUUUUAAUUGCAUAGAGUUUCUUAUAAACUCCUAAAAUACAAUUAGAAGCACAAAUAUAGUAUAUAAAAGGAAUACAAUUUUACAUAUUAUGCUUUAUUAAAUCUAAAGUGUUAAAAGUAAAAGUGAUAAUAAUGAUAAUAAAAUUAUGAUCAAUUAUUUUAAACAUUUAUAAAGUAAUGAUUUUAAUAUAUUUGAAUGUAUGCUAAUAGUUCUUCACAGAUGUUAAAGUAAUGUGAAUGGUCAUUGAAACAUCAAAUUUGAGGAGAUCAUGCUGUUCAAAUUUUUGAUCAGAUAAUGAGAUUGACAAAAUUUAGGAACUGAAUAACACUAGAAUUUUCUCUUCAGGAGAAAACAUAACAUAUUUUAUUAAAUUAUAGUGAUAAAUCUUUUCUUAUUUAUGCAGUUCAAUCGUAUAUGCACUAAAACUAACAAUAGGAAUGGAUUCAUUAAAACUUUUAAAUAAAAUUAAAUCUUAACAAAAUAUUAUAUAGGUAAAAAGUUAUUGUCAUUAUGUAUCAGUUCGAUCAACAAAACAAAUUUCGUGAACCAACUGAAUCCUAUUGCUCUAACUUACUUUUUUUUAGAUAACCGGUCUCCUGAAGGCCAGGGUCCGUGCCUAAAAACGGUGGGAAGUUCAAACAUUUCGCAUAAUUAAAGCUGUGUAUGCUUAAAAAACUAUCACUACCUAAUAAACAAUUAGCUGUUUAACUCAGACCUAUACAUAUAGUACUACGAUAAUACAUAGAUAAAAAUCGUGGGAUUCAGAUAUAUAUAUAUAUAUAUAUAUAUAGUAAUCGAAAAGUUGUAAUGAUAUCAAAUAGCCAAGCGAGUUUUCAUAUUCUGCUUAUUUGUUUUUAUCUACAGAAUGAUUGUUUUGUUAGAUUUCUCGAAAACUGUUACAGUCGAACUAUCCAUUAAAGUUAUAUGUUGUUCUUACCUUCAACACUUUAAAAAUGGCAUUGAUAUUUCGAACUGAAAUAAUAAUUUGCAUUAAUUGAUAUUGAUACUAUGAUAUUGGUUUUCAUGUCGUCGUGCUUGAUAUUUCUGUUAUGGCUUAUCAAUCGACUGAUACUGAAUCAUGUAGAAUCUUUCAUCCCCAAAAUGUUAAAACAAAUGUUAAAAGUACCAUGGUUUAAGUAGAUGAGAGACCGAAAGUAAAGAAAUGACUAUCACACGAGCGUUUUGUGACAUUUUCUACAUUCUACACCAUUCAUUAGUACUUACUAUUGAAGAAGAGGCAUCAGGGGCUCUUGCGUGUUUGUUUUAUAUAUUUGAAAUAAAUAUUACCGUGAUUUAAUACUUAAAAA